AAAAAAAACCAAAAAAUUCUGCCGUUUUCAGAAAAAAUGGAAUCAUAUGCUUCUUCUCUAAAGAAAGCAACCAUGGCCAUGACUUUUUCUUAAAAAAAAUCCACCAAUCUACGGCCACAGAUCCCAAACAAGAAUCUCCAUGUUUAUUUUUAGAAGAAAGACAAUCGGCUCAUAUAUCUCCAAAAUCCUUUAAGCUUCAACCCCCACUUCCCUCAAAAAUUCCAAUAGUGAUUUAGUCACUGAAGAAUAACAGCCCCACACACACAUUAAAAAGAAGGGACGAAAUGGAAGGAAAAACAAAAAAAAAAGAAGUGAAAAAACAAGAGAUAAAAUCGGACAGAAAUUUGGAGGUCUUUGGACAAGAAAAGUGAAGAAAAAUCAAUUUCGUCUAGUUUCAAUUUUACUUCAAAGUCAAAUAUACAAGAAAAAUCAGUUUUCUUCUUUUGGAUUUUUGUUUGAAAUGGAGUAAAGCCGAGUGGUUGUUCAAAUUUUGGUUGCUGACUUAGGUUUCGAUCGAGGUUGCGGUUCGUGCUAUUGUUCCUCCUCGUUCGGAUAAGGUUCAAAGCCCUAUAGCCGACUUCAUUUUUAUUAUCAAAAAGAAACUUAUAUUCUCAGUAAUUCUUGAGAAUUUCUCUCUAUCAUUAUCAACGGAGUACACAUUGAUGCAGAAAAAUCUGAAUUGGCCACUUGGGUGGCCAAUUGGAGGAUAUCUUGGCCCUCAGGGACCUUACUAUUGUUCAGUUGGCGCAGACAAAGCCUUUGGCCGAGAUAUUGUCAACUCCCACUACAAAGCUUGUUUAUACGCCGGCAUCAACAUUGGUGGAAUUAAUGCGGAAGUUAUGGCAGGCCAGUGGGAAUUCCAAGUUGGACCACCAGUAGGCAUUUCUCCUUGUGAUGACCUUUGGGUUGCUCGUUAUGGUAGUUCUCUUUCACUUCAAGGAAAAGUUAAAAGGAAGUUUUAACGUCCUACUUUAAGUUUCUUUGUUGUGGUUCUAACAGAGGAUUGCAGAAGCAGCUGGUGUAAUUGUUUCUUUUGAUCCAAAACCUGUUGAGGUUAGGUUUGUUUAUGGAGAUUAAUCUUUUAUUAUACCGAGAAUUUGUGUUUUCACAUCGGGGAGCCUUGACGUAACGAAUAAAGUUUCUGCCGUGUGACCAAGAGGUCACGGGCUUGAGCCA
Nicotiana tabacum (common tobacco) is the source of this 1176-nucleotide messenger RNA. The record is from RefSeq and is a predicted model, not a curated record. NCBI's taxonomy places the organism in Eukaryota, Viridiplantae, Streptophyta, Magnoliopsida, Solanales, Solanaceae.